CGAGUAGUUUCCACAGGUUACUUAUUCCACCCUACCCGACCCCCACCUCCAUCAAUCAACAAUCAUCGUUUAAUUUCUUGAUCAAACUGAUUUCCCUCUCUCUGGCCACGCACCAUUCCCUCCGUUUUCUCACACACACACACAUAGUGAAAGACGACGGCGGAGGGAGGAGAGAGAUGAGCCGUAAUGGUGGUGGCCCAUGUGGAGCAUGUAAGUUCUUAAGGAGGAAAUGUGCAAAAGGGUGUGUAUUUGCACCCUAUUUUGAGCCGGACGACCGUGGUUUGACUGACUUUGAGGCUGUGCACAGGGUGUUCGGAGCCAAGAACGCCGCCAAGCUCCUCCUAAGAACACCGCAAAGCAAACGCCUUGACGCUGUCGUUUCUCUGUGUUAUGAAGCUCUCUCUAGGGUUAGAGACCCUGUGUAUGGUUGUGUGGGUCGCGUCUUUAACCUCCAACAACAGGUCGAGAAGUUGCAGGCUGAGUUAGCAUACGUUCAAGCUCGUGUUUCGAUCUUGAAACAUCAUCCUUCCAGCUGCCAACCGGCGACAAACCUUCCGAUGUUGUCAACUGAGACGUUGAUAUCUAGUUCUAUGCUAUCAUCCGUACACUUUGGACAACCUUCACCUGUAACACUAACACCAUGUUUUUCUAGAGACAAUGAUGCAUCGAUAGAGGAGACAUUAUUUGAAGAAGAUAAUAUUGAGAUGUUAGCUCGAGAGCUAUUGAGUAAGUACUUACCAGUUUCAAAGAUUAGGCAUGAAAAACACGAUUACUAUCGAGGGGAAUAAAUACUCUAUUUUGGU
Lactuca saligna is the source of this 803-nucleotide messenger RNA. The record is from the annotation of a GenBank genome assembly. Lineage: Eukaryota; Viridiplantae; Streptophyta; Magnoliopsida; Asterales; Asteraceae.